Messenger RNA from Prorocentrum cordatum, 1350 nucleotides. The record is from the annotation of a GenBank genome assembly. Lineage: Eukaryota; Dinophyceae; Prorocentrales; Prorocentraceae.
AUGAGCUUCGCGCAGGGCGCGGAGGUCGCCCGCAACCCGAAGGGCACGCCCCUGGACGAGGUCGCGGGCUCCCUGUCCAUCCCAAGACCUCUGCCUGUGCCGUUCUCUGCUCCUCUGCCCGUCGUGCGCCCCCUCGAUAAGCGGACGGGGGGCGUCCAGCCGUGGGCCGCCUUCGAGUGGGCGGAGCCUGCCCGGGAGGUCCUGGCCUGGGACGCGCGCAGGCCCCGGCUGCUGGCCGAGCUGCGGGCGGCGAGGGCCGACGUCUUGUGCCUGCAGGAGGUGCAGUUCGAGCGCACGGGCGCCGGCGGGGCCGCCCGCUUCGUGCUGCCGCCGUGGCUGUGCCAGCUCGCGGAAGAGGAGGGCUACACGCCGCGCCUGCCUAGCGAGGGGCCACUACAGCAGAUGGCGGAGCGGAACCUGCGCGUCCUGGACGCCGAGGUCGCGAUCGGCUGCGUCGUCAUGUACCGGCACGACCGCCUCGAGGAGGUCGACGAGGCGUCGGCCUCGCGCUUCGCGAAUACCCUCGUGGGCGCCUGCCUCCGGGGCCGCGGUCCAGGCGGGCUGGGCUCCCUUGGGCCCACCGCGGUGUUCUCCGUCCACCUGGACGCGACGUCCGAGGAGAAGCGCGUGGAGCAGAUGAAGAGGUGCCUCGCCCACGCUCGCCAGAUGGGCACGCGGGAGGUCGUCGUCGCCGGGGACUUUAACACCGAGUGUCUGCCGGGCUCGUGCAUCGGGGCGAUGGACGUAGACUGCGGGGACCCCACGGAUGAGGACCACUUGCGCGAGUGCGCCUCUGCACUGCGCAUUGGUGGCGGGGAGCCCACCGAGGGGGCAGACGCGCCAGAGGAGUGCACGGCGGCCGCGGCGGCUCAGACGACGGACGGGCCCACGGAGCAGCAGCUCAAGGAUUUCGCAGCCCUGCGGGACAGAGCGGUCUCGCUGUGCAGGGAGUAUCGCGUGGCUUUCUCGCACGUCGUCACCGGUCCCACCAGGGCGGCCUACGAUCACGGCAAGACGUGCGGCCCUUGCGUCUCCUGGCGCCUGGACCACAUCUACUACACGGCGCGCACGCUGCGGCUGCGCUCGUCGUGGCAAGCGCUGGAGGGCGAUCCCGCGAGCGCAGCCAGGGGGCUGCCCAACGAGAGCUGCCCGAGCCGACCACCUGCCGGUCGCGGCCGUCUUCGCGCCGAGCCCCGCGCCGAGGCUCGGCGAGGAGGAGCGCCGGUCACUGCUGGGGCGGCUGGAGCGCCUGGAGGCCUCCCACGGCGCGGCGUGCGCGGCACUCGCGGCGGAGCUCGACGAGCUCGACGAGCGGGCCGCGGCGGGGGCCGAGGCGGCCCCGGCUGUUGA